AUGCCGGUUUAUAAAUUAGAAUAUUUCAAUGCAAAAUCUAAAGGAGAAUUAACUCGUUUAUUAUUGUCUACAGCCGAUCAGGAGUUCGAGGAUGUUAGAAUAUCUGUGGAGGGAUGGCCGAAAUAUAAAUCUAUAUUAUCUAGUAAUACUCCGUUUGAGCAACUUCCAGUGUUAACAAUAGACGGAAAAGAAAUGUCUCAGUCUGGAGCGAUGAAUCGCUACCUUGCUCGAGAGUAUGGUUAG
Molecule: messenger RNA, 243 nt
Organism: Mytilus californianus (California mussel)
Lineage: Eukaryota; Metazoa; Mollusca; Bivalvia; Mytilida; Mytilidae
Product: glutathione S-transferase-like
Exons: 2
Coding region: 1-243 (80 amino acids)
Biological process (GO): glutathione metabolic process
Molecular function (GO): glutathione transferase activity
Source: RefSeq, a predicted model, not a curated record